Scomber japonicus (chub mackerel) is the source of this 3483-nucleotide messenger RNA. RefSeq names its product serine/arginine-rich splicing factor 11-like. Bases 2072 to 3025 code for a protein of 317 amino acids. Gene Ontology annotation, biological process: RNA splicing. The record is from RefSeq and is a predicted model, not a curated record. The transcript is spliced from 11 exons. Gene Ontology annotation, cellular component: nucleoplasm. Gene Ontology annotation, molecular function: RNA binding. Lineage: Eukaryota; Metazoa; Chordata; Actinopteri; Scombriformes; Scombridae.
GAUGAUUGGAUUGAAUGGCAUGACUCUUGAAUAGGGACAAUGUAAAAAGAGUAAAAGAAAAAAAAAAAAAAGAUUUCGUCUUCCCAAUAGUGAAUUGCGCAAGUGAAUAGAUUAUUUGUGAUGGACAUGUAAAUGACACUCCCUCCCAUUGUCUAUAGCUCAUGGAAGAAGUGUGGAAAGUAGACCACUAAUCUCAGGUUUUUGGUAUACUGUUCAACUCUCUUGAUGUAUUGGAUUUAAUUUCCUGGAAAAAAUACAUAUCUGGCUUUAUUUUUCUGCCUAGAAAAAAAACACCUUUUUUUGCUUUGUAUUUUAGAAAGCGCAGUAUACCAAAAUCUGCUUUACAGAGUAGGAGUUGAACAUUCCCCAGCUGUGGGCGCUGCAGACCCCUCAAAGUUCAGAAGUGAAGUUAUGUAAACAUUUAACCAUAUGCAUUUUAUUUUCUCCCCCAUAUUGGACUAUCCUCUGUUAAACUUCUCUCUGUUAUUUGUGUGUGUGUGUGUAUGUGUGUGUGUGUGUGUGGUUUUUGUAGUGAAGAAGGCAAAAGCAGCCCCCUCGUUGAUGGCUGAAAGUGGUCCUCUGCCUGCCAACAGGGGAUUGUAGACAUAUGCAAAGGCCAGGAAGCAUUCAAGCCCCACCCCUCUCUUUUUGUGUCCUCUAUUCUUUCUCUGCCUUCUCUUUUUCUCUUUUCUUCUGCCUAAUUUGAUCCUUUCUAGGUGGUUUAGUUAAGAGUAUGAAGGUCAGAUACUGGGGGCAUAACCUGAAAGAAUGCUCAUCCUGCACUCUUUUGCCACACUCGUAAACACUUCUUAGCCACUUCACUUGAUGGUUUAAGUGUUGUUUCUCAAAGAACAAGGCUGUCAAAGUCAUAAAUAUAUAUUUAAUGUCAAAAAAUCCCAUGAAAGAAACAAAACAAACAAUGAUUUAUUCCAACAUGUUUUGUCUGUGCAGCCAAACCUGAUAUAGUUCAGUCUUUGAUUUCCAUAGGUGGCACUACGAAAUAAAUUUGAAAGGCAGUAAGUUAUUUUGGUCUGGUGGCCAUAGGUUACACAAAAAGACUGGAUGUUUAUUGAUUAAUUUAUAAUAAUUUGGGUAUUAACAAGGGGAACCUGAGUCAAUGAUUGGUUAUAUUAUAUAAUAGUCAUACUACAUCUCGUCUUAAGUUGUCUAAGAUGCCCACCCGACAUGACACAAUGUUGGUACAGUAUUCUCUUUAACAGUGGUUUUCUUUUGUUGUUGUGUUUUACAGUUCUUUUUCCUGGCUCAGCCAGUCCUGUAUACCAGGCCCUGCUGAAAAUACCAUCCAACAGUUUUGUCUCCUGCAGAAAUUUCUCUCUCCAGUGUGCUCUUUUAUUUACAUGUUGUCAUUGUUGUGUGUCCAAAUUUUGGUUAUGUCUUUUUGUGAAAGUUGUUUUUGGGGUUGGUUUUUCUAUGAGAUGAUUAUGAGGUCUUUAUUUAUUCAUUUUGGCCCAUUUAAAAAAAAAAAAAAAAAUGAAAUCAGAGGAAUUUUACAUAUAAAAAUAGAGUUUUUUAUUUGACUGUGGUAGCUCAAAUUAAUCAAACCAAUCAUCCUUUGCCUAGGUUUGGUUAAUUGAUGCAGUGACAGGUAAGGAUACUAGAAUAAUGAUGUACAGCAGACACACUACCUACCCUGAACUCUGCUAUUGUCAUUUAGUAUUUUCCACUAUAUCCUCUGAUAUGUGUUUUUGGUAAGUAGACACUGAUGGCUUGUAUAGUGUUCUUGCCAAAUCCCUAAAUUUCUCUUUGUUUGUAUCUCGAUUUUUCUCUGUGUGCUUUUAGUAGCGAAGCCGCCAACGUGAGUCGCUUGUUUCAGUAAACGUCUAUAUGAAAAUUGAGGGCACACCCAACUGGAGAAGCAGCUGUGCUUGCUAACGUUUGGUUCAUGACUUAAAAAACACGUUCAGGAUCUAUUCCAGAUGAGGCGAAAGCUUUGUCACUGUUGGCGCCAGCAAAUGCUGUUGCAGGAAUUCUGCCAGGGGGAGGACUUCUUCCAACACCCAACCCCAUCCCCAAUCCAACUAUUGGAGCAAACCCCUUCGGUGGUCCAAACAUGGAUGCAAUGGCUGCAUUUGGAUUCCCAGGACCCUCCAUGAAUCCCCAGGCUGCUGAUCAGCUGUUAAAGCUCAUGACAGAUCCAAAACUGAAUCCCUUGGCUGCAGGAUUAAAUCUGAAUCAAAGCUUGAAGGCCGACGCAUCUAAUAAAGAAAUUGAAGAGGCCAUGAAGAGAGUUCGAGAGGCCCAGUCGCUCAUUUCUGCCGCUAUUGAACCUGGAAAUAAGGAGAGCAAAAAGAAGCGCUCCCGGUCCAGAUCCAGAAGAAGGAGGUCCAGAUCACAUUCAAGACACAGGAGAACCAGGAGCAGAUCGAGGCGACGAUCGACCUCGAGAAGCAGGAGGCGCUCCAAAAGCCCACGCAGGAGACGGACCCACUCCAGAGAACGAAGCAGACGAUCGAAAAGCAGAUCCAGAGAUAGAAAGAAAGACGACUCGGGGAGAAGAAGAUCCAAAACGCCACCUAAAAGCUACAGCACCACCAGGAGGUCACGCAGCGUGAGCCGGAGACGCAGGAGAAGUCGCAGCAGCAGCCGAUCUCCUAAGAAGUCCCCAAAAAGGAGAAUUUCCAGGUCUCCAUCUCCUCGAAGGCACAAGAAGGAGAAGAAAAGGGACAAGGAAAAAGACCGGGACCGCAGGAGCGAUAAGGAGCGUGGUCGAGAUGAACCCGAGCGCUCCAUCAGCAAGAAAAUGAAAAGUAAAGACAAAGAACGAGAGCGGGAGCGGGAGAGGAAAUCGGAUGGAGAGAAAGGCGAUGUAAAGAUCACGAGGGACUACGAUGAAGAAGAACAAGGCUACGACAGCGAGAAGGACGGGGAGGACAGGAAGGAUUCAGACGACUCCGCUCUGUCGCCUCGGUCUGUAGAAGGUAACGGCACGUCGCGGCACAGGAAGCACUCUAAAGUGAACGGCGCUGACGAUCGCCAUGAAGAAGACAUGGACGUCAGCGACUGAGUGCGCCGUCCCGCUUCGUCCCACAUGAUCUCUUUCAUUUGUGAACGUGUUACGACUUUUUCACCCGCACUGGGGUUAAUCUGAAAUGUGAAAAGUGUGCUCAAUGUUUAGUUUUUUUUUUUUUCCCUGCACAGAAGAGCCAUUUCCUGCAGAAUUAUUAAGUCAUUUUUGCCUCGAGUUUUCCUGACAUAUUGUGUUCCUCUCAGUUUGUGGUGUUUUCUUUACAAAUGUAAUCGGUUGAAACCAGAAGUAGACUCGCUUUGCUUUGUUUCUCUUGAACUUGUGUUGUCAUUUCUUCACAUAUAUUGUAUCUUUACAUUUUUGUUGUGUAUUGUGACGUGUUGCUCAGGCCUCUUUCUCACCUUAUCUAAAGAUAUUGCUUUUGCUUCUUCUUAUUUGAAAGUGUUGAUUGUUUUAUCAAGGAUUUCUUUUAUAUAAUAAAAACAAUUUGGAGAAGC